Molecule: messenger RNA, 1794 nt
Organism: Drosophila novamexicana
Lineage: Eukaryota; Metazoa; Arthropoda; Insecta; Diptera; Drosophilidae
Product: endoplasmic reticulum metallopeptidase 1-like
Exons: 7
Coding region: 1-1794 (597 amino acids)
Biological process (GO): proteolysis
Molecular function (GO): metalloexopeptidase activity
Source: RefSeq, a predicted model, not a curated record
AUGGCUGAGGAAAUCUUCCAAUCAGGUUUUAUACCUUCGGAUUCAGACUUUCGCCAGUUUAAUAUAUAUGGCAACAUUCCUGGCUUGGACAUGGUUCAGAUUGAAAAUGGUUUCGUAUACCAUACAGAGUACGAUGUGAUCGAUGUGAUUCCUCGUGAAUCCUUGCAGAACAGCGGAGAUAAUAUUCUCAGUUUAGUUCGAGGCUUGGUAAAUGCGACCGAGCUGCAUGAUACAGAGGCUCACAAGGGUGGUCAUGCUGUCUUCUUUGAUUUCCUGGGAAUAUACUUUAUACAUUAUUCAGAGACUACAGGAAUAAUAUUGAACUUGACCGUUUCAGGCGCUGCCCUCAUUUUUGUUUUCGUUUCCAUGUGGCGCAUCGCAGCUGUUUCCCACGUAUCCAUUUCGCACGUUGUACGGUGGUUUAUCUUGGUCCUAAUCAUCCAGGUUAUUUCCUUUGGGUUUGGACUGGCUCUACCAAUUGUAGUUUCAUAUGUGUUUGAAGAUUUGGGACUAUCGCUGACUUACUACAGCUCCCCGCUGUUGGUGAUCGGUCUUUAUGUGUGCCCCUCACUCAUUGGCCUCAGUUUGCCCAUAACAAUCUACUAUAGUCUCCAAGGCAACGAUAAAAUAUCAACUGCCUUUCAUCUGCAACUGGCGUUGCAUGCUCAGGCUGUCAUCCUGGCUCUAUUAACAACUGGUCUUACAUUAUUCGGCUUGCGUACUACAUAUGUACUCGUAAUUCCACUCAUCUUCUACGUUUUAUCCUUGGCCCUUAACUUAUUGACUACUCUGCACGAUCGUGGCUAUGCAUGGACGGGUUUCGCAAUGGCGAGCCAACUAAUUCCCUUCCUGCAUAGCAGCUACCUGAUUUAUUUUUUCGUCAGAACCAUAAUUCCAAUGUGUGCUCGCUCUGGUAGUGCUUCCGAUCAGGACGUGUACAUUGCCUUCUUGGGAGCAGUGGGAACGGUUCUUUCCUUUGGUUUCUUGAUCCCGCUUAUUAAUACUUUCCGGCGAGCCAGCUUGGUGAUAUUCUGUUUGCUUGCGACCACAGCUCUCUCCAUUUACUUAGCUAGUAGCACACAGAUCGGAUUCCCCUUUCGACCAAGGACCAACGGACAAAGAGUUGCCUAUCUACAAGUACGAAACAUGUUUUACGAAUACGAUGGUACGCUCAGUAAAGACGAGUCGGGCUACUUGUUCAAUUUUCAAGAUCGACGAGAAGAAACGACUUUCUUGGAAGCAAAGGUCAAUCUGACUGGUUUGGUUAGCAUCAAAUCGAACUGUGACAAGUACAUGAUGUGCGGCAUGCCAUUGUAUGAUUAUCGCUAUGUCCAGAAUAGAUUGCAAAGCAAAUGGUUGCCGCGAUCUGAACCAAUUGUACCACCAGGAUUAACCACAUUGGAGGUCCUGAACAAAACCAGACUUAAUCCGACCACGGUGCGCUUUGAGUUCAAUUUGACAGGUCCCUCGCACAUGAGUGUGUUUAUCAAACCCUAUGAAGAUGUGCAGAUAAGCAACUGGUCGUUCUUGCGCAGUUAUCUUGACAGUCCACCAGCGGCACCUCUUGCAUAUCACAUAUAUUUCACGUACGGCAUUGAUAGCUCUCCAUUAAACUUCUUUUUGGAAUUUACGAAAGCGAAUGGCGAUUUCAAAGUUCCAAUGUUCCAGCUGGCAGUGUCGGGACAUUAUAUUGGCUAUGAGGGCGACGCCCAAAGUGAGAAGUUCGCAUCUUCCUUUCCAUCAUAUGCAAUUUUGGCCCAAUGGCCAGCAUUAUACCAACGAUACAUAUUUUAG